This is a messenger RNA of Danaus plexippus (monarch butterfly), 945 nucleotides long. Its product is annotated as ferritin heavy chain-like. Gene Ontology annotation, biological process: intracellular iron ion homeostasis; iron ion transport. The coding region runs from base 101 to 736 and encodes 211 amino acids. Gene Ontology annotation, molecular function: ferrous iron binding; ferric iron binding. The transcript is spliced from 2 exons. Gene Ontology annotation, cellular component: cytoplasm. Lineage: Eukaryota; Metazoa; Arthropoda; Insecta; Lepidoptera; Nymphalidae. The record is from RefSeq and is a predicted model, not a curated record.
GUUCGCUAUCAAGUCUCAGCCCACUGGAUUGAGAUGUCAAUGAAUAUUUGAUUGGUAUAUUUUUUUAUUUACUUUUAUAAAAGUAUGUAGCUUCUGUAGAAUGAUAUAUAAAACAUUUUUGAAAUCAUCUAAGAGGCUUAUCGUCUUUAUUUCGCACUCUAAUUGCCAACCAUAUAUUCACGUCAGACGUAAUCACGCAAUUGAACAUAGUUCAAAAUUAGAAAGGGCUUUUAACAAACAAAUAAAAAGUGAACAUGAAGCGUCUCUGGUAUAUUUAAAAUUAGCAAUCAAUUUCCUACACCCCUGUGUAUCGAGGAAAGGUUUCGGAGGAUAUUUUAUAAGUCUUCAUAAAGAGGAAUUAUUACAUAUGCACACGCUUAUACAAUAUCAACUUGUCAGAGGAUUUCAUCCCUUGAUUGAAGACGUUAAAUCACCAAAAAUACAAGGAAAUAUCAGUGUAUGUCAAGCUUUUGAUCUGGCCAUUCAAUUAGAAAGUGAUGUAACGGCGUCAUUGAAGGGGCUAAUACAAUUAGCAGAUUCGGAAGGUGAUCGCCAUUGUGCUGACUUUAUAACUUCAACAUUUUUACAAGAGCAAAUUCAGUCCACCAACGAAUUGUGGCAUCAUUUGACCAAUUUGAAAAGAAUGAAUGAUAAUGAACAUGCCUUGUAUCAUUAUGAUAAACAACUUUCAAAAAAGUUCGCAUAUGAUAUCAAGGGUAUGAAUUUACGUAACUGAAAAUAUCUGAGACGAAUCCAAACUGGUUACAGGAAUUGUAAGCGUACUUAUAGACAUCAGUAAUAUACUUCACGAACCAACUCAAUAAAUUGAUAUUCGUUUGUUCUGUCUAUAUUUUUAGUUUUUGGGAAAACGCAAAAAAAAUUUCAAAAUUUAAGACAAAAAUGAGCUUACCCUCUUGACAUGACGAUGAAAGGAUAUAGAUUUUA